This is a messenger RNA of Anisakis simplex (herring worm), 480 nucleotides long. The record is from the annotation of a GenBank genome assembly. Lineage: Eukaryota; Metazoa; Nematoda; Chromadorea; Rhabditida; Anisakidae.
AUGAUCGCCGAAGAAGUGGAGAUCUACCAGCAACACAAGUACAUGGAUGCGGCCGGCAGACGUAAACCCAUCUUGCAUAUUUCGUUACCUCAACUCAACGCUAUGCAUCAUUACACGAACACGAAUUUGGCUGAAGUAAAACUAUGGAAUUUUUCAUUUAUGAUUAGCAAACUAGCAUUCUAGCGGUCGGUAUUUCACUGCUGGNUUCCGAACGCACAAGAUCCACUACGUGUGUUGAUCGCACAGACGAAGGCACCAAACGCAGAUCAAGAACUCUACGUGACCCUUCUGCUGCACCCAAUGCCAAUAACUGAUCAAGCGCAAACCGAUCCACAGGAGUUGUUUGAGAAAACCAAACGACACCUAGUUGAGUGUCUUCUAUGCGGUUGUCCAGGCGAUACUGUGCCAAUGAUGCUGAAAAAUCCAACGUUAGAACGUGAAGAGCAGAAUUAUAGGGAGUUACCGCAUUCGGCAGAGAAU